Oncorhynchus gorbuscha (pink salmon) is the source of this 438-nucleotide messenger RNA. Its product is annotated as 4-hydroxyphenylpyruvate dioxygenase-like. Gene Ontology annotation, cellular component: endoplasmic reticulum membrane; Golgi membrane. The record is from RefSeq and is a predicted model, not a curated record. Gene Ontology annotation, molecular function: 4-hydroxyphenylpyruvate dioxygenase activity. Lineage: Eukaryota; Metazoa; Chordata; Actinopteri; Salmoniformes; Salmonidae. The annotation marks the transcript as partial. The transcript is spliced from 7 exons. Gene Ontology annotation, biological process: L-tyrosine catabolic process.
AUGCCCACAAAUACUACCUACACAGAUAAAGGGGAGAAGCCCGAGAAGGGAAAAUUUGUAAAGUUCCACCACGUGACCUUUUGGGUGGGCAAUGCCAAACAGGCGGCUGUGUUCUACUGUGACAAGAUGGGCUUUGAGCCAGUGGCCUACAAGGGUCUGGAGACCGGCAGCCGAGAGGUGGUGUCCCAUGUCAUUAAACAGGAUAAGAUAUUUUUUGUCUUCGAAUCUGCUCUGAAUCCAGGAAAUGAAGAAAUGGGGGAACACUUGAUGAAGCACGGGGAUGGGGUCAAAGACAUUGCUUUCCAAGUGGAGGACCUCGAAUUCUUAAUCAAUAAAGCUAAAGAACGAGGAGCCGUGGUGGUUAAGGAGCCUUGGAUUGAACAAGAUAGCUACGGCAAAGUCAGGUGUGCUGUCAUUCAGACGGUGAGUCGUCUCUCU